AUGCAACUAAAGACGUGGGCACUAGCCCUCACUCUGUGCGGCGUUGUUGAGGCCACGAUCCUUCAGAACGGCCAAGUAAGGGAGUCUCACUUCCCCGACACCAGGAUCAGUGACCUUUCUGUAUAUCAUUUCAAUACAUACGAUGCAGACGCUGCGGAAAUAUCGUAUAAGGGCCGGUGGGAUUCGAAUAAGGUGUCAUACUGGUCAGCUCCUGGACUCGUCUUUGGUUUCUCGGGAGACAAAGUCGCCAUCACCUUUGGCGAAAAUACCGUGAAUGGGACCCUCGUCGGCUAUCGGAUCAGUGGAAGGGACUGGAUUUUCACAAAUGUCACUGGGGGAGGGACGCAUUUGCUUGUCACCCCUGAGACGCCCGGAAUUGACGAAGCAUACCCUGUGAACCCCCAGCGAUUUGAGAUGCGCGUCUCAAACUGGGGCUACGGGAUCCAGAUUGACAAAGUUCACGUUGGAACUGGGGAGUCCUUGAUCAAGAUUCCACCCUACAACCGAACCAUCGAGUUCAUCGGAGACAGCCUAUCAGCGGGAGACUUCCAGAGCUACGAAGGGUUGUCAAGCUUUGCGUAUGGCGUUGGCGAGGGCCUGGGCGGAACCGAGUACUACGUGACUGCAUUUCCUGGUAUUUGCGUUACGGAUCAGGAAUGUUGGGGUAAUCCACGGGGACAAGUGCACCAAUGGUUCUACUCUUCGGAUACUAGCUGGCGAGCUGCGGAAAUCUGGGGUGAUAACCCUGAACCCUGGGACUUCGAGAAGAUGGAGACAAUACCGGAUAUCGUUGUCAUCAAUCUCGGUACGAAUGAUAACAACGUAGCGAACAAUGUCUCAGCUGAGGCAUAUGUGGACGCCUACAAGAAACUCAUCCAAGGUGUCCACGGCAAAUACCCAAACGCUCAAGUCGUUAUCAUGGUUGAACUCUGGCUCGGGUUCUACCAAUACGGCAACAGCUACGCACAAUACCAGGGAUUCCAACAUGAGCUUGAAGAAAUAGUAGCGUACUUUAACUCGGACAGAUACUUAUCGGCGCCGAAGAUAUGGGAUGGUGUGACAGAGACCAUCGAGACACUCAACAUGCCAAGUGAACCCUUUGUCCACUAUUUCCGAACCAAGGGCAUCCUCCAGCACAACGAUAUCGGCCCGCAGUAUCACCCUACCGACGUCGGCGCGAUCAAAGUCGCUAGUCAUCUACUUCAGUACAUCAAGUUGACUUUUGGCUGGGAUUUAGCUGCCACAGGCCCCGAGUAUGUCUUUCACACUUAG
Xylaria bambusicola is the source of this 1272-nucleotide messenger RNA. RefSeq names its product Lipase, GDSL-like protein. The record is from RefSeq and is a predicted model, not a curated record. Lineage: Eukaryota; Fungi; Ascomycota; Sordariomycetes; Xylariales; Xylariaceae. Gene Ontology annotation, molecular function: carboxylic ester hydrolase activity. The coding region runs from base 1 to 1272 and encodes 423 amino acids. The transcript has 4 exons.